This is a messenger RNA of Oldenlandia corymbosa var. corymbosa, 2528 nucleotides long. Lineage: Eukaryota; Viridiplantae; Streptophyta; Magnoliopsida; Gentianales; Rubiaceae. The record is from the annotation of a GenBank genome assembly.
UUUGAUCUUUCUUUUUUGUCUUUUGAUGGCCAUUAGGAAUGGGGUUUCGUAUUUGAGAAGCCCCUGAACUAACUUCUUUUGGUUCUUUUGGUCUUGGUUGUUUGAUGUUGCCCGCUAAACGUUUGGAGCUUUUGUGUGAGUGACUAGUUGUUAGUUAACAUGCUGUAAGCUACAAAAUAGGAACGCCCCCUUGUCAAUUUAACUGCCAUCAACUGAAAGUUGAUGUAGCGAAGUAUGGUUGUUGGAUUUGCAUACUCUUAAGGUAUAGUCCUAUAUGUUAAUGACAAUAUAGAGGAGAGGGACUGCACAUCAUUGUAUUCCCUGCAACAUGUCCCAAUUAAACCUAUGAUAAAUACUGAAUAAGAUGUGUACUCUAGGCUCUAAGGCUCGAACCUUCUCCAGGUCUUGCGCAAGGGCUAAGCUAUUUUGUGCGCGGCUCUCCCCUUUUGAAACCCAUUAUAUAUAUCAUCAGGUCUAUGAUGUGACAUGGUUGAAGAAGUUUCAGUACAUGUUGUUCUUGCAGCCCAGCCUUCCAAAUAUCUAGAAUGACUAGUUUGCCGAAAACAGUGGCAGAUCUUGUGCACUAGAGCUUUCCUAUCUCUCUUUGUUGGAUUCUUCUGUUGUGCUGAAGCCUUUUUCCAUUUUAAGUUUGGUAUCUUGCUGCUUUUUGAGCUUCUGCGUGCAUAACUUUCACAGGCUAUGCCAUCUCCUCUACCUAAAAACUAACUAUGGAGGAUGAACCUAUCAAAAUGCAUCCUCGGGGUCCACUCUUGUUAUUUAUACUCGCUGAUUGCAAAAUUUUCCCGAUGAUGUUGUUUGGUUUGGGUUGGGCAAAGUAUCCAAGCAGGGAUUCUUAUAUCCAUGGGAUCAGUUAUAUAUUUUGUUUAUUUGUUUUGGCCAGAUCUUCAGUUUGUUUUAUCUUUUUCUUAUAUCUUAUCUUAGGCGAGGAAGCUUGAAGCACAAUUGGAUGAGCAGAUGCACUUGUAUCGUAAAUUAGUUUCUACAAAGAUUGAAAACUCUAAUGACAGUGAUCUUGAAUCCGGAAUCGAUCAACUUCUCAAACAUCUCCAACAAGUGACUUUUCAAAUGCAAGCUUGGGUUUCAUCAGGAGGAUCAGAAAUAUUUUCCCAUACAUUAACUCGACAUUUGGAAAUCUUUCAGGAUGUUUCUCAGGAGUUCAAUCGGCUCCGUUCCAGCCAUAGAGCAAAGAAACAGCAUGCUUCAUUGCUUGAGGAUUUUAGGGAGUUUGAUAGGACAAGAUUAGAUUUGGAAGAUGGUGGUGGUUCUUAUGAGCAAGAGCUGCUAAAGGAGCAUGCCUCUGUUAGUAGGAGUACUGGGCAGAUGGACAAUGUCAUUUCUCAAGCACAGGAAACUCUCAAGACGCUUAUGUUUCAACGGUCAACAUUCGGGGGUAUUAGUACGAAGCUUAGUAAUGUGGGCAGCCGCCUUCCCACUGUAAGGAAGCUAUUACUCCGUAAAUUGUUGUUUGAUUUUUAGGAUUCUGCUGAUUUACUUUCUGGGAGUUGGGUUCAACAUCCUCUAGGAAGAGAGUUUGUUUUCUUUUCUUUUUCUUUCUAAAUUUUAUAAUGUACUUUCUGAAUUUCUGCUUAUGCCUAAACAUUUCACAGGUUAACCAUAUUCUGGCUGCUAUAAAGAAGAAAAAGUCAAUGGAUACAAUAAUCCUUUCAUUGGUUGCAGCCGUCUGCACGUUUUUAAUUUUAAUUUAUUGGUUGACCAAAUAGGAAGUGGUUGUGAUUUUCAAUUUUUUUGGGGGAUGGUUCCUUUUUUUUUUUUUUUUUUUUAUAAUAUACUUUCUGAACUUUUUCAACAACCUUUGGUUCGUAAAGCCACUGACCUCAUAAGGACAUAAAGUGGUGGUGGUGGUUUUCAUGGCUUGAAUUUUGUCUUUGUUUUAUUUGAUUUUGUACAUCUUCACGGGGAUUAUGACCAAAUAUUAUGUUGAGGUGCACACUAGAACAUAUCAAUAGUUAUAUAUAGAGCCAAUAUGUGUUGGUGCAUUGGUAGUUCCGAGACUUUGAUGUGUAAUCUUUGUACAAAUCUUGAACAACUUUCAUUUAUAGUUCAUUUUGAAUUGCACGUGACAUUGUAGAGUAGUACAACUGAUGGUUAGGACUAGGGCUUCUCUUUUUGUUCCGUUUUGUUUUUGUUUUUUUUAUCCCCCCUCUUAUUUUUUGUUUUGUGUAGAGUAAUUUCAUUUAGCAAGGAAAAAAGAAAUUUAACUGUAGAAAUUAGCUAUCAAAUUCCGUGAUUGUGAUUGCUAUUUUGCAUAUCCAAUGUUUCAGAUUUGAGUUGCAUGGACUCUUGUUGCUUUCAUUUGGCAUCACUAUAAAUUCUUAACCUCAUAACAAUAGUCAGAUGUUUUGUUACCCCCAACAUAAUAUUUAUCCAUAUGAAAACGACAAAUUGAAUGGACAUUCCCCUUAGGCCCUUACAGCAUUGGCACGACAUCAUAUUCACCUCGUCCUAUGGUAUUAGUUCAAAUUUUUAAUACUCCAUUCAUUUUUUUU